Perca fluviatilis (European perch) is the source of this 3092-nucleotide messenger RNA. Its product is annotated as carbonic anhydrase-like. The record is from RefSeq and is a predicted model, not a curated record. Bases 225 to 1007 code for a protein of 260 amino acids. The transcript is spliced from 7 exons. Gene Ontology annotation, biological process: carbon dioxide transport. Gene Ontology annotation, molecular function: carbonate dehydratase activity; zinc ion binding. Lineage: Eukaryota; Metazoa; Chordata; Actinopteri; Perciformes; Percidae. Gene Ontology annotation, cellular component: cytoplasm.
CUGAUUAACCGGCCCGCUGAAGGGCCGAUAAACCAACCCCACCCCCCCUCCGCUGUGAGGACUGAGAGGAGACAGGCUAUAUAUAAAGCCCAGCAGCAGCCUUUCAGCGGGCAUCUGCCACCAGAUCAUCAUCACCCUCCUCUUCUGUAUCUUUUCGACCUGCAACCUGACUUGGAUUAAUCAUUGUUUUUGUGUUAUCAGGAUAGCACACAGUAGGAGCAACCAUGUCUCACGGAUGGGGAUACGGACCAACUAACGGACCUGACAAAUGGGGAGAAGAUUUUCCUGUAGCUAAUGGGCCCAGACAGUCUCCCAUCAACAUUGUCCCGAGGGAGGCCCAAUAUGACCACACUCUGAAGGCUCUAAAACUCAAGUAUGACCCCUCCAACUCCAACGGCAUUCUCAACAACGGACACUCCUUCCAGGUGGACUUUUUGGACGACACAGACAGUUCCACCCUGACUGGAGGUCCUAUUUCUGGAACUUAUCGUUUGAAGCAGUUUCAUUUCCACUGGGGAGCCAGUGACGACAGAGGCUCAGAGCACACUGUCAACGGCAUCAACUUUCCCUGUGAGCUUCAUCUGGUGCACUGGAACACUAAGUACCCUAGCUUUGGCGAGGCAGCCAGCCAGCCUGAUGGACUCGCAGUGGUCGGGGUCUUUCUCAAGAUUGGUGCUGCCAACCCCAGGCUUCAGAAAGUUCUGGAUGCUUUGGAUGCAAUUAAGUCUAAGGGAAAGCAGACCACCUUUCCAAACUUUGACCCAAAGACUCUUCUUCCGGGUUCUCUGCAUUAUUGGACCUAUGAUGGCUCUCUGACCACGCCUCCCCUGUUGGAGAGUGUCACCUGGAUCGUCCUCAAGGAGCCAAUCAGUGUCAGCCCUGCACAAAUGGCCAAGUUCCGCAGCCUCCUCUUCACUGGAGAAGGAGAAUCUCCAUGCUGCAUGGAGGACAACUACCGGCCUCCUCAGCCUCUGAAGGACCGUAAGGUCCGCGCCUCCUUCAAAUAAGCCCUGCUUCAUCUUCAUAGCUUCCGUGCCCCCUUGAGGCUUAUCCUUCCCUCCUUUCCUGAACCUUCUUACUCCCAUUUUUCUCCAUAUGCAGUCUUUACUUAGCUUGUAUUAGCCCUAUUGAAAUUAACUUGAAAAGUAGAAACCUCUGCUUACACUUUUUAUGACAUAUACUACCUGGAUGUAUCUUGAAUGAAAUAACUUUGAGCAUUUUUUUUAAGCUUUGACACUAUUAAGACAUUGGCCCCAUUUACACUUCUCAGUUUGAGUGUUUUAUAUCCAGAUAAAAUCCACUCCACCCUCUCGUCCAAAUAUGGCCACUUCCGGUUUAAAAAAACUCUACAAACCAAUGGGUGACGUCACUGUUGCAACGUCCAUGUAAACACGUUUUACAGUUUAAGAAUGAGACAGAGAACCACGGCUAAUUUCUGUGUCAUUUUUGUGUAACUAACGUAUCACGAGGACAGAGACAGAAUAUUGAUUUAUUUUAAAAUAAUCUGACAGUGAGUGGCUAUUUUCACAGACUUCUCACUGACAUGGUAACUCUGUGGGAGUAGUAAAUAUUGUGUAUGUGUCCUGGAGAUGGAGCUAUAAUGCACUUCAAACUACCAAGAUCCGAUAUACCAAGACGCAUUUAGUGACUAUGUGUAAAUGGGGUCAUAGAUUGGGCACUUGUGUGCCACUCAUAGAAAUAUUACAUACGCAUUUUCCACUUGGUCAGACACUGCCUUAGCACAAAAAAUGAUAGCCUAAGAAUGUUAGUCUAUAUCAGCUAACACAGGUUCCAAGGGACUAGUGAUCUACUGAAAUUGUCACAAAUACUAACACUGGGACAGGAAUUCUGACCCCUGAUCUUGUUUUGUUUGUAACAUGUUAUGCAACCCAUUUUCUCUGGUCACUUUAUAACUAAUAAUCUAAAUUAUUUUCUUAUUUAUAAGAGUAUAAUUUUCAAUCAACAGUAAUAUACUUUUUGUUAGCAUUGUUGCAUUGAAGUGAAAAAAUGGGAUGAUGUGUGCUAUAUUCUACAAUUGAAGGCAAAGGCACAAAAAACUACAAGUAAUAAAAAAAAAAUAAUGAUUCCUCCGUACUUUUUAAAAAUAAGUAAUAUGCUUUGCCUUGUUUGAAAAUGAAAGCCUUUAUUAACUUACGGAAGCUUCUUGCUAUGCAUUCCAUUCAUUUAUUGUGUUGUGAUAUUGUGCUGCAGACAGCUGCUCAGAUUGUCAAAGCUUAUGUUUUUAUCGAUGCCUUAUUUUUGUCAGUUUGAGACAAAGUGAUCAUACUGAGUUUGGCCCUAACGUCUCGCAUUGGUGACUAUAUAUUUGUGCACUGUGGCAACCACCCAUCCAUUGGCACUUCUAUACAAGUAGGAUUUUUAGACGUAUGAUCAUCUCGUGAUGGCAAUGCUAUGGAAUGCUCCAGUAUGUUGUGAAAGACAGUCGUACCUAUUGGCUGAUGGUUCAGCCUCAGGCCAUGUCUACACUAAUGCAUGUAAAAAGAAAAAUGUGAAUAUUAUUGUCUGUGUUGGGCUUCCAUCCAUUCUGGGUCAAUGGAGGGUUUUUUUGUUACAAAAAUCAGCCAGAACCCCACUAACACAUCUGCAUUGCUGAUGCCAUGGCUCAACUCAUCAGUCUACGGUACGAUUGUCACUCCAUGUUUUAUAAAAACUGAUCAAAAUCUACUGAACUGAACUACCUAUCACCACAGUGCAUUAAAAUGUGCCUUUACGACUCAUGUCUGACUGAGCUUCUAAGCUGGAAAGAAUUGAAAUAAUCAAUUUAUGACUAUACAUUAACAUAAGCUACAGUAUCAACGUAGGUUAUAUAGUUUUUCUUGAAAUACUUAGAGUUUCCCAGAAAUGUCUGUAGUCAUUACUCAAACUAAACUGAGAUCAAUGGCAGACCGGCGCAGUGUAACUUUCAAUGUUAUAAACCACUUUCAGAGUGUGGCUUUAGUGAAACAGAUGUAACAUUUUAAAGUGUGUCUCCUAAAACUUCUGUCAUAUUACAGAUGGAAAAUAUUUUUUUUUUGUGAAUCUAUCAUGUCAUAAUGGACAAUAAUUGUAUCAAUAAAAACUUGUAACUUGCA